Messenger RNA from Calidris pugnax (ruff), 2233 nucleotides. RefSeq names its product mixed lineage kinase domain-like (gene MLKL). The record is from RefSeq and is a predicted model, not a curated record. NCBI's taxonomy places the organism in Eukaryota, Metazoa, Chordata, Aves, Charadriiformes, Scolopacidae. The transcript is spliced from 11 exons. Gene Ontology annotation, biological process: protein phosphorylation; cell surface receptor signaling pathway. Bases 219 to 1676 code for a protein of 485 amino acids. Gene Ontology annotation, molecular function: protein kinase activity; ATP binding.
GGAGAGCGGAGCAGGGGACAGGUCAACCCAACUGAUUUUCUCUGGGCAAGCGGAGGAGCUUCUUCCAUGGGGUCCCUGCUGGGGAGACCCUGAAGAGGAAGGAAAGGCGGAAGGAGUGGGAGUGUGGCAUCCGGCUGAUCUCCGAGUGGUGCCCGAAGGUCACCUCCACCAGACGCCGCCAGCCCGUGUCCCCAGAGGCGGAGACCUUUGCUGCAAGCAUGGACAUCGUGGAGAGGGUCCUCUCCUUGGCCCAGGCCAUCCACGCCCAAUUUGAGCAGGUGAAGUGCUGUAAGCACCAGUGCCAGCGCCUCGUGGAGCGCAUCCAGAUCCUGCUGGGGCCCGUGAGGAUCCUCAAGGCUCAGCCGCCAAAGCACAUCUCCCACCAUGAAGAGGAACUGUUGAAGAAGCUUCUCCGGGUGAUGAGGGAAGCCCAGAAACUGGUGAUGAAAUACACCCAGACCAGCUGGAUCCAGAAGUUCCUGAGAGCCCACAGCGCCAGCGAAGAGUUCGUCUGGGUGAACGAGAGCCUGGAGGACAUUGCCCAGGGGCUCUCACUCCUGCUGCAGGCAGAGCAGAAGCAGGCGUUCCUGGAGGCUUUCCAGGCAAAGACCCGUCACAGGCAGGACGCCGAGGACCUGAUGGAUGACAGGGCUUUCUUGGAUCAGGUGAUCGCAAGUACUGAGGAGCCCAAAGACGUGUCUGGGGACAUCUACAUCAACACGCAAAGUGUGGAGAGCAAGGUAGACUGGAUGCAGAGCGAGCUGAACCAAAUUGUGCGCGUGAUGGAGUCCUUGAAGAAAGUCAAUGUUGGUAAAAGAGAAGACAUCACCGAGAUCGGGCGGGAUCAGCUCACCUUCUACAGACACCUGCAGGACACCGAGAGCUAUGACCUCUAUGAGGGCGAGUACCUCAAGUACCCUGUGGCCAUCAAAACCUUCAAGAGGCCGCUGACCACUGACCCGGCGAAGGUGAGAGACAUCUUUGAGAAGGAGAUUCAGACCCUGAAGAAGUUUGAGUCUCCAAACAUCCUGCGCAUGUAUGGGAUCUGCAUUGAGGAGAAAGAUGGAAGCCCCUGCUUCUCCAUCGUCAUGGAGUACUGUAAGCACGGGACGCUGCGGGAUGUACUGACCACGCAACAGCAUCUCUCCUGGGAGAUCCGCAUUCGAAUGGCCCUGGGAGCUGCCAGAGGCCUUUACAGGUUGCACUGGACAGAGGAGAAGUCCCGACUCCAUGGCUGCAUCUGCAGUAGCAAGUUCCUGGUGGCUGGGGAUUACUGUGUGAAGCUGUCGGGAUUCGAGCUGGGUGAGACAGAGUCAUCCAUCAAGAGGAAAGCCAAGAAGAACUGGAAACAAGUCUCUAUGUUGGCUUACGUUGCCCCCGAGAACCUGAAAGAAAGCAACUACCCCUACAAGAAGCCCUCUGAAAUAUACAGCUUCGGGAUCGUGCUGUGGGAGAUCGCGACCUCCAAAAUCCCAUUUGAAGGCUGCACUCCCCAGGAGAUCAUAGAGAAAAUUUGUGACCACCAUUACCGGGACCCUGUCGGGGAAGAUUGUCCUGAAGCCCUGAGGAAAAUCAUUGACCACUGCCGGGCCUUUGACCCUUCCGAACGCCCUUCUGCUGAGGAGAUUGUGGACUUGCUGGCUGACCUGGAGAAAAGCCGAAACCAAGGAAGUUAACCAUGUAAAGCAGGGUGGGGUGACCACAAGCUGCUGGGCACCUCCAGGAGCAAACCAAAGGAAACCAGUGGCCUUCCAUCCACAGGCUUCUCCUGGUUUGAGCGACACAGGACUAAUAUCUCUUUCAGUAAUUUUACUUUUCCGUAAGGUCUCUCCUAAUGCCUGGGAUAAACCGCACUUUUAGAAGACUCUAGUGUCUGAAUUGGUGAAAGUGUUUACAGCUGCGGGUUUCAAGGUCUGGGUGUUUUCGAGCUCCCCAGGAGCGGGGACGAGAAGGAGCGAGACCCGGGCACUUGGCCCAAGCUGCCAACGGGGUUAUUUCAUACCACAAACGCCACAUUCCACAGAAAUUUAGAAAGUUUGCUGAGGAGUUUGUCUCUCUCCCUUGAUGGCUGGGAUCCUGAGAACUCCUUGCCCCAGUGCUGGAGCCCUGAGCCCUUCCCUUCCUCCCGCUGGCAGUGUCCCACAUGGGCUGUCCCUGCGGGGAGUGCACGGCUCCCUGGGGUGGAACAGGAUGGGGAUACUCCUUCUGUGUUUUAUAUCAGUAUUGGGAUCAA